AUGUCCAGUCAACGUUCUCAACUGCUUAUCUCAAGUCAAUCAUUAACUACAAUGGAUACAAAUACAAAUGUGACUAACUCACCACUGGCUUCAGUUAAUCCUACAGCAGUACCUUGUGGUCAAUGUCUUAUAACAAGUACACAAAAUAUUUUAAGUGGACAACAAAAUCAAUCAAGUGGACAUAGACCACAAUUAAGUCAUAAUAUAGCAGGUAUGCAAAAAUCAAUGCAUACAGUUGUACACGCAGCUGGUGUACCGGCUGUUAUGGAAACUUAUGUACAUGGUAAUCGUGGACUGAUCGCUCACUAUCCAUUAGGAACAAAUACAUUACAUGAGAUACAAACACUUCCACGAGUUGUCGAACAAGUUAAUGCUACUACUGGUUCUGGUACUGUUCAACAAUCACAAUUUGGAGCUAAUUAUCGUCCUAUAUUGAUUGCAAAUACAUCGAUAAAAGGUCAUAAUGCACCUGGAAGUAAUAGUUUACCAAAUAAUCAAACAUAUCAAAUGAUUGCUUAUCCUCGUCAAGCUUUAAAUAUAGUACAAGCACAUGGGAAAAAUUCACAUGCCGUACCAAUUGGUACCAUUAAUACUACAACUGGUGCUACAAACAGUGGCAAUGCUCAUAAUAAUUUGAUGUUAGCUAGUGUAAUUACACCGGAAUGCUUAACAACUGAUUCUAGCAAUAAUGCAGCUCGUAUUGCACAACUUCUAGCUCCUUCUGGAACACAUCCUACUGUGGCUAACGCAGCACAUAUUGGUGGUAAUGCUCAAUUUCUUGUCUAUUAUCCUCAACAAUCAAAUACUGGCAUUAAAGUUCAUGCAAUUGGAUCACCACUGACACUUCCAACGACGGUUACUCCAACAACAACCAUUGUUCAUUCAACACAAGUACCUUCAACAAUUAAUGUUUCCAUUGGUUCAGUUACAAGCGGUAUUUCCACUAGUGGAAUUCACUAUACAUCUGUUUCUGGUAAUCAUGUAACAUUAAAUUCAUCAAAGCUAAAUUCAUCAACAAUUGUACAAAAUGAAGAUUCGACUAAUAUCACUGCUACUACUACUAAUAUUAGCAGCAGUACUAACCAACCACAACAACCGUAUACAAUUUAUUAUGCUUUACCAACAAAUGAUUUACUACGUCAACUUAAAUUAAAUCAUCAAGCUAUUCAAAUCGAUCCGAAUAUAUCAUCAAGACCACAACUUAUUCAAACACCAGCUGGUUUAAUGUUUGUUCAAUAUCCUUCACAAUAUCAACAAUGUUCAACAGGUAGCUCAUCACCAAGUAAACUCAAUACUGGAUCACAACAACAACAGCAACAUCAACAAAUACAAAAUGAUAAUACAUUACCACGUAAUAUAAUGACAUCAACUAAACAUAAUAUACAACAAAUAGGUGUAGUUAAUACUGGAGUACCUGUUAAUGCUUCAAUUGCUGGUACUCAUGUGGAUUCAAAUACAUUAACACGUCAUACACGUGUUGAACAUGUACAAGGUUCCGGAUUAAUUUGCACUUGUCCACCUGAAGUUCAUCAAGCUAUAUUUGAACAACAAAAGAAACGUCAACAAAAUCAACCAUCAACAAUAAUACUGACUGGUUUAUCACCGUUGAAUAAAAUCAGUACAAUUGCAACAACCACUGGCACUAUUACUUCAACAAUGGCUAAUAACAAUAAUAGCAAUGUUAAUAGUACAAUAUUUGAAGUUUCAGAAAUGGUACCAGGUAUUGCAACACGUAACUCACCGAAUGUAACACUUGCCAAAGAAAAUGGUUUAUUAACAAGAAGUUGUACGGACAAAUUCUCUGAAGAUGAAUUAAACAAUCAAAAAAAGAAUCUUCAACAUUGUCAUCUGACUAAUUGUACAUCUGGUACACCAAAUACAACAACAGAUACAUUGAGAAAAACUAUACAAUCACAAACUGUUGAUCAUAAUAGCACAAUUAAUCAUCAUUUGUCAGAUGAAUUAACUGAGAAAGAAGCUCAUGUGAAUUAUCUAGUUACUUUAUUUCAAGCAUUAAAAAGUUCUGGUGUACAAGCGGAUGCUUUUAGAGAAGCAUUUGAACGUAUUGAUUUACCAGUAACUAAUUCAAAAUUAUCUCCGAAUUCAAUAAAUCUAAGUGAUAAAAAACUAAGUUUAUUAAAGACAAAACUUUAUCAAAUUGAAGAAAUGCGCAAAUCAAUAAAGUUGUUUUAUCAAAUAUUCAAUGAAUUCAAUCGUAAAUUUACACUGGAUUUGAAUAAUUGUAAUAAAAUUGUUACAAAGUUAUCCAAUCAACAAACAUCAGUCUAUCAUACUACUCUUGAUCCACAAUUAGAAAUUAUUCAAAAUGAACGAAGAAAUUUAGAUAGAUCAUUACAAGAAAUGUAUAAAAUUAAUACUAUUUUAAGUGAACAAUUACAUGAUCUUGAAUGUGUCAUUGAACAAACUGGUAAUGAUGUAUUACAACAUCGUUGUCGUAUUAAUUUACCAUAUGUACAAACAUUAGAGAAUAGAUUGGAUUCAAUUAAUUCAACUGUUAGUUUGGCAUGUGGUCAUUACCCAGGAAUUCAACAAAUAUUGAAUAGUCGUGAAGAAAUGGAAGUAAAAGCUAUUGAAAUUCAAAAAAGUGUCCUUGAUGAUCAAUUAUAUCAAUUGAAGGAUGUCAACGAAAAAUGUAAACGUAUUAAAGGCACAAUAUUAACUUUAAAACGGCUUGCAAUUGUAAAUAUACAAAAUCGACAACGCUCGAAUUCCCCCAGACGUUUUACUCAUCUUGGUGGUUUUGUCAAUCGAGCGGCUGCUGAUCGAGGAAGUAUUGAGCGAAGUCGGUUAUAUGCUGCUGUACAAAAUAUUCAACCAGAUUCAGAGAAACGACUACAAGCAAUCAGAAAGCAAGAAAUACUGGCUAUUCAAAAAAGACGAGUUUUCUCAAAUGAUAAUCUUCCCACGAAUAUGAUGGUAUUUACAGCGCUUGAAGGACAAAAAUCUUCGCAAAAUAAAAAUAUUAUACCACCAGUUUUAGAAUCAGAUAAAAGUUCAAUACCACAAAAAGAAUUUAAAACAUCAUCAAUGAUAACUACAUCCACUGUUACAAUUGAUAAUAAAGAUGAAAAACGUGCACCAUUAGCUGCUUACUCAGAUGAUUCAAUUAGUUCUACAAAUACUACAAGUACAAUAGAUUCAUCAAAUAAUGAAUUGGUUAAAAUACAUCAAUCAUCUAAAGGUUUUAAUCCGGAUGCAAUUACUUCAAUGAUGGAUGAAAGUAGUGAUAGUACAUUAGAAAAUGUUCAAUCAACAAUAAUGCCAACAAGUAUUCUUAAAAGUUCUACUUCUAAUCCAUUGCCUAAUUCAAAUUCUCCAAAACAGCGUAAUCGUUUAAGUAGUCGUGGAUCACGUGGUGUUAUGUUUAAUACAACAGUUACUGUAGAUGAUGGUUCUGAAGUGGUCCGUUUAAAUUGUACAUUAGAUGAUUCUGAAUUGAGUAAAAAUAAAGUACCACCAACUGAUCGAUCGAAUUCAUCACCAUUAAGUAGACUUGGUGGAAUGUCAGAAAGAUUUUCUCGUUCAAAAUCACCACAUGUUAGUAAAAUUGCUACACCUAAGUCGGGACUAUCAACAGCCACUGUAAAAGGUUCUACAAUAUCAAGUAAUAAUUCAUCGGAACCAAUGUUUACUUCACAAGUUAAAGGAGAAACAAAGUCAGACACAAGUUUGAGCAGUUUGGAUUUCCCACAAACAAGUGAAUUUGGUUAUAAUGCACCUACACCACCACCCAGACGAAGCAGUCAGGUUACGACUACAACAGCAAAUACAGAUGAAGACAGUACAUUGAAAUCUACAACUUAUUCCAGUAGACAAGAAAGCGAUAAGAUUGAAACAGUCUCUUCAAUUCCCAAUAAACGACUACUUCCAGUUCCUACAAAUGUUGAAGUUAAUGAAAAUGUAAUAAGUCCAUGUGAAUGA
Molecule: messenger RNA, 3942 nt
Organism: Schistosoma guineensis
Lineage: Eukaryota; Metazoa; Platyhelminthes; Trematoda; Strigeidida; Schistosomatidae
Source: the annotation of a GenBank genome assembly